AUUAACCUUUUUAACUCUCAAAGUUUUUAUAUCCACUUUUAAUAUUUUGCUAGCUCAUUCAAUUAUUUUGAAUUUAAAUACAUUCUCUCUUCUCUUCCUCUAAUUGAUUUCAUGACAAUUAAGUAUUUUUGUAUGGUGAUGAGGAUCAAUAUUGACUGCAAUGGUUGUUAUAGAAAAGUGAAGAGAGCACUUCUUGAAAUGCCAGAAUUGGAGAGCCAUUUAUUAGAGAAGAAGCAAACAAGGGUAAUUGUGUGUGGCAGUUUCAUCCCUCAAGAUGUUGCAAUAAAGAUAAAGAAAAAGACAAAUCGAAGAGUUGAGAUAUUGGACAUACAAGAUUUGAGUGAAAACAAUGCUGAAAUUGAAGAUCAGAAACAACAAGUUACUAGCCCCCAAAAAACAAAUGAAAGAAAUAUGUUUAGUUUGAUAGAAACAAAGAGAGAAGUUCCUCCUCACAACCAUAGAGUUCACUACACAAAUUGCACUUUUUAAUCUUUAGAAUAAGUCUAAAUCCUCUAAUAAUUGCAUGUUUAUUUGUUUUUUUUAUGUAUUUAAUAUACUUUGAAAGAUAGAUUUUACUAGUUAGUUACUCUAGUGUUUGAAUUA
Molecule: messenger RNA, 603 nt
Organism: Cicer arietinum (chickpea)
Lineage: Eukaryota; Viridiplantae; Streptophyta; Magnoliopsida; Fabales; Fabaceae
Source: RefSeq, a predicted model, not a curated record